AUGGAGACUGAUGAUCCAGCAGACGGUUACUUCCGACGCUUCAACUCUUCCAUCGGAAACCCAUUCUUGAGAUCCGGUACACAUUGGCCGUCUCUUAUGUCUAUAAAUAAAGAUGAAGAGAUUUUCAGCGUCACUCGUCAAACGAGUCCCGGUCAUAAUCUUCUUCCUUUUCCCAACACUCAGGCUGCAUCUGAUCUAGGGAUCCUCAACUUUCACGUCGAAGAGCCGGACACGGUCUACCUCGAAGUCAAGUUUCCCAACAUGCAAUCCAUUAUACUCAGAGAGGACAACGUACAAAAGAUCAACGAGCCAGCCGUCAUCAAUUUCUGGCGGCUCUCUGGAAGUCGAGAGUAUGCUACGGGCAUAGGAAAGCGCCACGUAUUUUGUAUUCUCGGCUAUCGCGUUUUUUAUCUUCCUAAUGGUGGUGAACGGGAGGAACAUUGGAUUCAUUGGACAGGAUACCGCGCAUGUGAAGCCUCGUGGGUUGGAUCUGACUUUGCCCGGCGUGCUGCGCCUGAGAUGGUCCGGGCCUUCAACUCUGAGCGCCGACUUUCUUGCUACAGAGACUCUACUGGAGAGAUGUUUAUCACCAAGACUGCACCGCACUGCUCUGAAAUGGCAUAUGGGGCGAGUUGUAAUGGUUGCUUGCGCUGCGGAGGCGGAUGCAGCCGUGGCCAUGUUUAG
Fusarium musae is the source of this 684-nucleotide messenger RNA. RefSeq lists its product as uncharacterized. The record is from RefSeq and is a predicted model, not a curated record. The transcript has a single exon. Lineage: Eukaryota; Fungi; Ascomycota; Sordariomycetes; Hypocreales; Nectriaceae. The coding region runs from base 1 to 684 and encodes 227 amino acids.